Molecule: messenger RNA, 1494 nt
Organism: Penicillium mononematosum
Lineage: Eukaryota; Fungi; Ascomycota; Eurotiomycetes; Eurotiales; Aspergillaceae
Product: glycoside hydrolase family 18 protein
Exons: 6
Coding region: 1-1494 (497 amino acids)
Biological process (GO): carbohydrate metabolic process
Cellular component (GO): extracellular region
Molecular function (GO): chitinase activity
Source: RefSeq, a predicted model, not a curated record
AUGCGUCGGUAUCAGGGUCUCCUUCCUUGGUCUAUUUUGUUGGCUUCACUUGGAGGAGCACAGGCGAAGCUGGACUUGAACUCGACCAGCAACAUCGUUGUUUAUUGGGGCCAAAAUUCUUUCAAUGGAAAGGGGGAUAAGGAACAACAGCCCCUGGCACACUACUGCGAUAAUGAUGACAUUGAUGUGAUACCAAUGGCCUUCAAUAUGAUGGUCAAUGGCCCAGGAGGCGCCCCGGCGAUUGAUUUCUCCGUUACCAGCAAAGACUGCGAAGUCUUUGAGGGCACUAACCUGAAGAAUUGUCCUUCAAUUGCCAAGGAUAUCAAGACGUGUCAAGAGAAGGGCAAGACGAUUCUUCUUUCUAUCGGUGGAGCCACCUACAGCGAGGGUGGCUUCAAGUCGGAAGAAGCUGCCAAGGACGGUGCGAAGCUGAUGUGGGAGACUUUCGGCCCCAAGCAGGAGGGUUCCAAAACCCUUCGUCCCUUCGGUGACGCCGCCUUGGAUGGGUUCGACUUCGACUUCGAGGCCAAUGUCCAACACAUGGCCCCCUUCGCCAACGAGCUGCGCUCACUGAUGGAGGCAGAUAAGAGCAAGCAGAACAGCACCGCAAUGCCCCUACCCGACCAGGCCGACAAAGAUAUCCUCAACGGUCCUGUCUACAUCGACGCUAUCUGGGUACAGUUCUAUAACAACUUUUGCGGCGUCAACAAUUUCAACACCGACGCCUCAAGCAGCAAAUAUAACUUCGAAGAGUGGGACAACUGGGCCAAGACCGUGUCAAAGAACAAAGAUGUCAAGGUCAUUGUUGGCGUACCGGCAUUCACUUCUGCCGCUAGCACGGGGUAUAUUCCGGCGUCCAAGUUGGCCGAGGUGAUUGAAUACACGAAGAAGUUUGAGAGUUUCGGGGGUGUUAUGAUGUGGGAUGCCACGCAGGCAUACGCCAAUGAUGGCUUUAUUAAGGACGUGCGAAAGGCUCUGGGCCCUGCGAAUGAUUCCGGUUCGUCGUCGCCCGAUCCGGUGUCAACCUCGGCAUCUACAUCUACGUCCACUGACUCAACGACUACAACAAAGACAUCGACGACGUCGUCAUCUUCCAGUGCACCAGACUCUUCACACUCGUCUUCCUCCUCCUCAUCUGCUUCUGCUUCGCACAAGGCACCUGAAGAAACCACCUCCAAGGAACAAAAGCCCGUUGCUCCCGCUGCAACGCCCAACCCGACUACUGUGGCCACCGCGACAACAAAGCCAGUUGACUCUACAACUCCAUCUGUUGAGGCUACUGCGGCUCCCACCUCGAACGCUAACCCGCCGAAUGAGGAUCACUCGAGUGAGGAUGAAUCGAACGAUGAGUUGGAAAAUAAUAUUCUCACCUCUGUCUUGGGCAACGACCUUCUUGGGUUACUGGGCGGCCUCCGUAAGGCGAACGAGGUUGCUAGUCGCGCCACCCAUGGUCUAACUAACAACCUCAGACAUGCUCAGCGUAACCGUACCUGA